Molecule: messenger RNA, 2011 nt
Organism: Salvelinus sp. IW2-2015
Lineage: Eukaryota; Metazoa; Chordata; Actinopteri; Salmoniformes; Salmonidae
Source: RefSeq, a predicted model, not a curated record
CACCGUUAUAUUGCAAUUAAUGUAUUGUUUAGUGUUGUGUUGUUUAGUGGCUUUGCUGGCAUGUAUAAACAAAAAAAUUUAAAAUGCCCCACCCAUGUAAUUUGCUAUUCACUGUCAUAGCCCCACAUUCAAAAUAUGUGAUGAGGAGUUGAGAAAAUCAGAAGUCAGAAAUACUGUUAAAAUGUUUUUCAAUUGACUGCCAUAGCAUCAAAUAAAAUAAGUAAACAAUGGCUGUGAAUGGCAUUUAAAAAAAAAAUAUGUUUGGGGUUAAUUUUAAUUGUUUUGGGUAUCAGAUAUCAAAAUGGGGCCGUGGGACAAAAAAGUUUGCGGAUCACCAACAUAGAGUAUAUAUAAUGCUUGCAGUAACUAAACUGGCCAUGGGUGGGAGGGGCAGCUUUCCUAUAAAGUACUGUAAUGAGGAAGCCAAUAAGAUACUGAUGUCUUGAUAAAACAUGGACCCUCCCAGUUUCCCUACGUGAUACUUGCUGGAAGGUUCAACUGACUGGUUACAUAUUAACUAUAGGAGCUGCAGUAUGUUUUCUCUUUAUCAAAUCUUUCUGUUCUCAUAAUUAUGUCCACUCAAUAGCCUUUAGGAUUAGCAAUUUGGUAAAUGGGUACUUGGUAUGAAUCAUAUUUGAGACUCUAGGUGGUAAAUAUACAACAAAACAGGACAUUAAUUUAUACACAAGGUGCCGAGGCUGAGUAUUGGAGAAGGACAAGACACAGAGGUGUUCUGGGACUAAUUGACUGUUAACUAUUACCAUUUAGCCACCAUCACCAUGGGAUGUUUUGGAUCAAAACCAGAAGACCAGAUACAGAUCCCAGCGUAUUCAACAAAGAAGGGUUAUAACUCAACUGCAGAGCAAGAAAACCCUUUACAGACAGAUGCUCAUCUCAAACUAUCUCCUAAGAAAGAUGCAUCAGCAAGAUCCAGCAAGAAGACAGCAAAGUUCGAUAUAAAUCAGGCACGCUCACAUGAAGUGGAUGUUACUCUGGAUGUGGACACAGCUCACCCUAAACUGAAGAUAGAUGGGAAAUCACUACAGUGGACCAAUGAAUCACAGCAGAGAAACAUUAACAUUGAGAACUGUUUUAAUGAAGAGCCUUUUGUGUUGGGCAAAAUGGGCAGUCCUUUGAAGACGUACUGGGAGGUGAAUGUGAAGAGUUACUGGGAGGUAAAUGUGAAGAGUUACUGGGAGGUGAAAGUGAAGAAGGACGACUGGGUGCUUGGCGUUACCAAGGCAACGGCUCACAGGAAGGGGCCGCUGGUUUUCAGACCAAAAGGUGGCUUCUGGGUAAUCAGACUAUCCAAUGGGCAAAGACUUAAAGCAAUGGAGGAUGAAGAACAUGUUCUUGAGAAAGGUAUUCCAGAUAAAGUUGGUGUCUAUCUGGAUUAUCAGGAAAAGAAGGUGACUUUCUUUAAUGCAGAUGACGGCUCACUCAUCUACUCAUUUAUCGACGGACCAAGUUAUCAGGAUGAUGUCCUGCCACUUUUCUCACCCUGGAACAAUGAUGCAAAACCAAUCACAAUUUUGUCCAUCACAGCAACAUAGAAUUUUUUUUUAAAUCACAUUCCCUGUCUGUCAAUAGCUUAUCAUGGUAUCAAGCUGUGUUAAUAGUUAUCGAUUAAGUAAAAUCCAGAAUUGUGGAUUAAUUUGUUUGAUCCUUUGCUGUCAUUUAACCAGGCAUCUACGUUGUGUUCCAUUAUCUGUAUUAAUAUAUUAUUCGUUCAUUAUUUCAGUAGAUUUUUGUGUAUGAAAUUAAACAAACAUUUUGUUUUAAAAUACUAAAUGUUGAUUUGAGAAAAAUACAAGAUCUUAUUUGGUAUCUGGAUGUAGAUCUAUUGAUGACUAGGAUUGAGAGAAACAACUACCUUCUAAUGACUUGUAUGUAGUUAUUUUGACAAGUUUGGUAAUCAUCCAUCACGUAAAACUUUGAUUAUAUUUACAAUGACCAAGCAUGAAAGCUGGAUUGCCAGAGAUUUGACACAAUAUAUUGACCCUGUAAAGCC